Drosophila teissieri is the source of this 1243-nucleotide messenger RNA. It is a transcript of the gene Rab27, whose product is annotated as ras-related protein Rab-27A. Gene Ontology annotation, molecular function: GTP binding; GTPase activity. Bases 453 to 1145 code for a protein of 230 amino acids. Gene Ontology annotation, biological process: melanosome transport; positive regulation of exocytosis. The record is from RefSeq and is a predicted model, not a curated record. Gene Ontology annotation, cellular component: secretory granule; melanosome. Lineage: Eukaryota; Metazoa; Arthropoda; Insecta; Diptera; Drosophilidae. The transcript is spliced from 3 exons.
CCAGUUGGCGGCCAAAGAGUCUUGUAGUCUGUGCUGGGCAGCGCAUGGCAACAGGUCGGGCAGCGCACCGCCCACUGGAUCUUCUGCGUUCGCGUUCGCAGCAUCCCCGCACAGCCUCGGAGUCCUCGGAGUGCUCGUGGGCCACUUGUUUUCGUUUAACCCUGCCUCCGCAAAGUGGUGGGGGGCCUUCGCGCAGACUUGCGGAAUUGCGCGCGCUAAAAAUAACGGUUGCCCGCCAUUCUAGUCCCGUCAGCUGAAUCGCAAUCCCUCCGAAUCUCUGGAGUGGCGAGGCGAAAGAAGUCGCCUUGGGCGCCAAAGUCGACGGCGGGCGUCGGAGCAGAAAUGCGUGCCGCGCCUCCUGAGCCUCUGCAAUUAGCCGGAUUCGGUGAACAGGCGGACGGGAUGCGUCUGCGGUCUUGAACGUGCCAAACGCGCUGCUAAGAACGGCCACUAUGACGGGCGCCAACAUCGACUACGACUACCUGCUCAAGUUCCUCGUCCUCGGCGACUCCGGCGUGGGCAAGACCUGCCUCCUCUACCAGUACACGGAUGGCCGGUUCCACACCCAGUUCAUCUCCACCGUGGGCAUCGACUUCCGCGAGAAGCGGCUGCUGUACAACUCCCGCGGACGCCGCCACCGCAUCCACCUGCAGAUCUGGGACACCGCCGGACAGGAGCGCUUUCGGUCGCUAACCACGGCGUUCUACCGCGACGCCAUGGGCUUCCUGCUCAUCUUCGACCUGACCAGCGAGAAGAGCUUUCUGGAGACGGCCAACUGGCUGUCGCAGCUGCGGACGCACGCCUACUCGGAGGACCCGGACGUGGUGCUCUGCGGCAACAAGUGCGACCUGCUGCAGCUGCGCGUGGUGAGUCGCGACCAGGUGGCGGCCCUCUGCCGCCGCUACCGGCUGCCCUACAUCGAGACGAGCGCCUGCACCGGGGCCAACGUCAAGGAGGCCGUGGAGCUGCUGGUGGGCCGCGUCAUGGAGCGUAUCGAGAACGCGGCCUGCAACCGCGAGUUCUCCCUGCUGCUGACCCAGUCGCGCUGCCUGCCGAACAUCGCCUACGGCCAGCCGGAGGACCUGGUGCGCCUCCACGACCGGCGGGAGGAGCCCUGCUCGCGGCGCAACUGUCGCAACUGCUAGGUGCCAUGCCCAUGCCCAUGCCCAUGUCACCCUGCUUUGUUCCUUGACUCGUGUUUCCGAAUCUAAGUGUGUUUCGAUGUAAAUAAAUGUUGAUUGUU